Molecule: messenger RNA, 405 nt
Organism: Closterium sp. Naga37s-1
Lineage: Eukaryota; Viridiplantae; Streptophyta; Zygnematophyceae; Desmidiales; Closteriaceae
Source: the annotation of a GenBank genome assembly
AUGGGACUCGGGCCGGCCAAGUCAACGCUGUGGUCGUGGAGCAAGGCCAUGUGGAGCGAUCCCAUGCAAUGGCCGCAUGUGUACGAGGGGUGUCAGGACCGCAUUGGCGAGGACCCUCGCGCCAUGCCUCCUCGCAAUGACCUGCACACGUGCACUCUGGUGCCCCGCAUAGGCAAGCGCAAGACGGUGACUGUGGCAACGACAGUGAAGAAGGGCGACUGCCUGUGGGGCAUCAGCCGACAGCUGACUGGCACGGGGACCAACUGGAAAGACAUUGUGAACGAGAAUCGGCAUUAUUUCAAAAAGGCUAAAUUCGACACUCCCAUUGACGACGACCUUUUCAUCAUCCAGCCAGGCUGGAAGCUCAAAAUGCCAGUCACUGCCCCGCCUCCUCCUGAAGACUGA